AUGCCCGGCAACACGAACGAUGACGGUGGUGAGAGUGACCGGGACCUGCUGAACGAAGACGAUGCGGCCGAUCUAUCUUCUAGGCCGCGCCACUCAGGACCAGGCGACCUGUCGAUGAACCCUCACUCCUCACCCACGGCGGCUUCCAGCAAGACCCUCCCAUCUCCGCAAUCAGCUGAAGUCGACCCCGUGGCGAGCGCCGAAGACACGGACCGCAAACAGGACGUGCCUCCUGACUGGUACGUGGAGGGACCUGGCAGACGAGUAGGUUACGAUGACCUGACUGGGAUCGACUGGAUCUAUGAAUACACAAAGGAGCGGCAACGGCUGCGGACGUUGCUGGCAGUUCACAAGGGUUUCGUCGGGAGUCUGAGACAACUGCUGGAUGCAAGCCAUGUGUGGAUUGUACUCGUGGCCAGCGGAAUAGCGGUUGGAUGUGUAGCCGCAUUCAUCAACAUUGCCUCAGACUGGCUUGGAGACAUCAAGACGGGUUAUUGCAAGAAAGGUGUCGGAGGUGGUGACUUCUACCUCAACAAACAGUUCUGCUGCUGGGGCCACGAUGAGUUCGCUCAGUGUCAAGAUUGGACCCCUUGGCCAGAGGCACUGGGUAUCGGAGCCAAGGCAGGUCAGUUCGUCACGGGCUACUGUUUCUUCAUCAUUUUCUCUAUCUUGUUCGCCGUUUCGGCCGCAGUACUGGUCAAGCACUUUUCUACAUACGCCAAACACAGCGGCAUACCAGAGAUUAAGACUGUCUUGGGCGGCUUCGUCAUAAGACGCUUCCUUGGAACUUGGACUUUGGUCACAAAGUCUCUGGGCCUGACCCUGGCAGUGUCGUCAGGCAUGUGGCUGGGCAAAGAAGGCCCGUUUGUUCAUCUGGCUUGCUGCUGUGCCAAUAUCAUCAUGAAACCCUUCGAGUCACUCAGCCAAAAUGAAGCCCGAAAGCGAGAAGUCCUCUCUGCUGCUGCUGCAUCGGGCAUCUCGGUUGCCUUUGGUGCGCCCAUUGGCGGAGUCCUGUUCUCACUCGAGCAGCUAUCCUAUUACUUUCCCGACAAGACGAUGUGGCAAUCAUUUGUCUGUGCUAUGGUCGCAGCGGUGACACUCCAAGCGCUGAACCCCUUUCACACCGGAAAGAUUGUCCUCUACCAGGUUACCUACACCACUGGCUGGCACGGCUUCGAGCUGGUGCCAUUCACACUUCUCGGCGUCACCGGUGGAAUCUAUGGCGGCUUGUUUAUCAAGUUGAACAUGUUCAUCGCGCGGCUGCGAAAGUCGCAAGCAUACCCCUUCCGAGAGAGGCCAGUUUUGGAAGUCCUGGCUGUCUCUGCGCUAUCGGCAGUUGUCAACUAUCCUAAUCUGUUCAUGAGAGCUCAGAUGUCUGAACUCGUCUACUAUCUUUUCGCAGAGUGCGACACUAUCGGCAACAACGACAUCUUCGGUCUCUGCCGGGCCACAACGGGCGGAGCUCUGUCGAUGGUCUGGCUCUUGGUAGCCGCAUCUCAAUUGGCGUUUCUCCUUGCAAGCAUUACCUUUGGUCUGCAGAUACCAGCUGGCAUUAUAUUGCCUACCUUGGCGAUUGGUGCUCUCUAUGGCCGGGCGCUGGGAGUAGUUGUGGAACUACUACACAAGCACUUCUCGCCGUCCUUCAUAUUCGCUACUUGCGAGGCCGAGGGCCUCUGUGUCACUCCUGGCACAUAUGCUAUUGUCGGUGCCGCUUCAGCCCUUGCCGGAGUAACAAGAAUGACAGCCUCCAUAGUGGUUAUCAUGUUUGAACUGACUGGUGCACUCACCUAUGUCCUCCCGAUCAUGAUAGCUGUCAUGCUUGCCAAGUGGAUUGGAGACGUCUUUUCUACGCGAGGGAUCUAUGAAUCUUGGAUUCAGUUCAACGAGUAUCCUUAUCUGGAAAACAAAGACGACACAACCAUGCCACAUGUGCUGGUGUCUAGCGUGAUGACAAGGGUGGAGGAGAUGAAGUGCUUCGAUGCCAAUCGACCCUAUACUGUCAAGUCCUUGCAGAGCAUUCUGCGUACAACUUCCUACCGCGGCUUCCCCGUGGUAGCGUUCGGAAACAUGACCAGCGAAAGAAGUCUCAAAACAGUCGACGGGUCGACUGGAAACCGCCAGGCACCCUGCGACAACACAUUCCUCGGGUAUAUCUCCCGUGCCGAACUGGUGUUCGCGCUGGAACGUGCGACAAACCCCAACAGCAAUGCGUCGGGGCCUCACACUGAACCCGUGGACGAACGUACCCCAUGUUAUUUCAGCCACCUUGCGAACCUCGCGCGAGGCCGCGGUAUAGACCUGCGGCCCUGGAUGGACCACACUCCGAUCACACUGAACGCCAAAAGUUCACUGCAACUGGCGGUGAGUAUGUUCCAAAAACUCGGGCUUCGCCACCUGCUCUUCGUGGAACGUGGUGCUUUCAAGGGCAUUCUCACCAAGAAAGACGUUUGGUGGAUAUUGUCUGCAUCGGAAGGUGGAAGCAAGGCUACAGGCUUCAUGCCUGGUGCGGAAGCCCUUCAUGAGAGUGGGUUGCAACCAGGGGACGACGAAGGCCCAGAAGAAGCAAGGGGGCUCUUGCAGGCGCAUUCAGGCGACCAACAUCAUCAAAGAAUGCCUGGAUAG
Molecule: messenger RNA, 2622 nt
Organism: Cladophialophora yegresii CBS 114405
Lineage: Eukaryota; Fungi; Ascomycota; Eurotiomycetes; Chaetothyriales; Herpotrichiellaceae
Product: chloride channel 3
Exons: 2
Coding region: 1-2622 (873 amino acids)
Biological process (GO): chloride transport; transmembrane transport
Cellular component (GO): membrane; early endosome; Golgi apparatus
Molecular function (GO): voltage-gated chloride channel activity
Source: RefSeq, a predicted model, not a curated record